GACUUCUAGAAGGAAAGUAACCUCCUGCAUUCUGAGUUCCAGCUUUUGGUCACCCAGGCCUCUACUUGUUCCUGGGGAUUACACUUGAGUCUUAGUGGAUUAGCUGAGACAGAUUAAAGUGGUCAUCCUCAGCCUGCUAAUCCAGCCAUCUGUCAGAAAACAGCCUGCUGUUUCGAGCUUGUUCUUUUCCCUUGAAUGUUAAUUAGAGGACUUAACACAGACACAUACAGCACACUUACUUAUUCAGACUUUCACACUGAGUGCUUCCCAGAGUCUACUCUGUUUCAAAGUUUUAAAAAUGGAGGAAACAUAUCUAUUUAACCAUCCUGGAGUGAAAAAGGUUAUUCUGCAUGGUGGCCAGGGUCCUCUACCUCACUUUCCAAACGGUACUAAGUUGGUGUUCCAUUUCCAGACGCUACUGGACAAUUUUGAGAGGACAGUGAUCGAUGACAGUCGCAAAAACAAGCAGCCAACAGAGAUUUUUGUUGGGAAAAUGUUCAAGAUGGAGGUGUGGGAGGUGCUGUUAACCUCCAUGAGGGUUGACGAGGUUGCAGAGUUCUGGUGUGAUGCUAUUCACACAGGUCUCUAUCCCAUGGUUGCUAAAGGGAUACGUUUGGCUGCACAGGGCAAAGACCCACUGGAAGGCCAGAAGCACAUGUGUGGUAUGGGCAAUGUGUUCACCUACCAUUCCACAGGUUUCGCUGAACUCGAUGAGCUGAUGAGGGAGCCACAGCCUCUAAUCUUCAUCAUGGAGCUAAUUUCGGUAGGUGAGCCAUUCUCCUACCUUCGUGAGUCUUGGCUUAUGGAGAAGGAUGAGAAGAUGCAACUUGUGCCCACCCUUCACCGUCAAGGCAACACACUUGUCCAGGAAAAAUGUUACCAUGAAGCAUCUGAGAAAUACAAGGAGGCUGUGCUGCUGUUACGCACCGUCCAGUCAAGGGAGAUGCCAGGAGAUGAUGACUAUAUUAAGCUGAGCAAGCUUAUUAUCCCGCUGGUCCUCAACUACUGCCAGUGCAUGCUAGAACUGGAAGAAUACUAUGAAGUAAUAGAGCACACCACAGAACUCAUCGAGAAGCAUAAGGACUGUGUGAAGGCGUACUAUAAGCGUGCCAAAGCAUAUGCUGCUGUCUGGAGUGAGAAGGAGGCAAAACGGGACUUCCUGAUGGUGGCCAACCUGGACAUGAGUCUGGCUAGGCUGGUUCAGAGAGAACUGAAGCUCCUCUCAGAAGCAAUGAAAGAGAAAUACUGGGAAGACAAAGAGAAAUACUGGAACAUAUUUGAGAAGAAAAAGAGGAAUGAGGAUGAAAAGAAUACUAAGGAGAAACAAGAGGAAGGAUGUGCAGCAAAGCAAGAUGAAAACAUUUAUCUGAAUGAGAAAGUGCAGUGUUCUCAGCCAAAGGUCCAAGAGGAGCAGAAGUUUGAAAGUGCAGAGGCAAACACACAAAAUAGGCAAUUGGAUGAACCAAAAUCAGAAGUUGAUCAGCAAAUUGCUGCUCCAAUGGAGGGUAUGGACCGGCAGCAGUUGUUAAGGCUGAUUAUGCUGCUCCAGGAUGAAGGGAAUUUCUAUAUUAAAGAGCAGCACUUUGCAGAGGCCAUGGUGAAAUUUAAAAAUGCCCUGGAGUAUGUAGACUAUCUUCAAACCAAGGAGAUAGACUAUAAAGGAGAGGACUGGGAGUCCCUGGAGAAAGUACGCCUGCCACUCACCCUCAACCUGAGCCAGUGCAAGUUUGAGCUUGGAGAAUACCAAGAGGUGGUGAAACUCAACAGUCAACUACUAGAAAAUCAUAAAGACAACCUAAAAGCCAUCUAUCAGCGUGCUCGCGCCUAUGCAGCCCUGUACAAUGAGGACAAAGCCAGACAGGAUUUCUUCAGAGCAGAGCACCUUGACUCCAAGCUCAAACCCAUUGUUGAGCAGGAACUAAAGAAGCUAGGUGAGAAUCUUCGGGCCAAGUAUGUAAAUGAGAACAAGAACUACUGGGCCAGCAGCCAAGAGAAAUGGGAAAAGAAGGCCCAAGCCAAGAGAGCCAACAAGAAAGUGUUGAAAUUGACUGACAAGAGAAAAGCCACCAAAGAGAGCUAUGAUGAAGGACAAGAAAUUAAGAUAGGCAUCUCUAAUAAAGGAGGGGAGAAUUCACUCAGCCAGGCAGGCAAUGAAAAAAGACAGGAUAUAAAGACAAACAUUAUGAAUAAAGAGCACACAAGCUCUCUGCCUCCAAAGGAGGGGAAAUGUUGAGCCUGUAAAUAAAGAGGGAUAUUCAGCAACAGCAAAGGUGGGGAAAGAAAAUACAGACAGAACAACAAGACUGGAGACAAUUAGUCAGAUUAAGGAAAACUCUCACGCAACUGCACCAAAAAAAGCUGUUAAAAGCACAGGUUCCAAACAGAACACUGAUGACUCGAAUAGCACCAACCCCCAAAUGGAGCUGAUGAACACAGCAGAUGUUUGAACUAGGUGCUGCAGAGCACACAGGGGUUCUAUGUUCUGAAACACUGACACAACCCAAUGAUUGGCCUGAAUGUGGUGAGACCAAGAAAGGCAGAUAACACAGGUAACAAUACACAGAGGAAAACUGUAUCCUAAAGAUGCAUCCACUAUAGCUAGAGUCCAGAAAUUCUAAACACAAGUCAAAACGGUAGAAUGAACACAAGCAUAUUCCUAAAUUAAUUCAUAAACAUACAGAAAUCAGCCAUAACAUUAAACUCACUGAAAGGUAAAGUGAAUAACAUUGAUUAUCUCAUUACAAUAGUACCUGACAAGGGGUAGGAUAUAUUAGGCAGCAAGUGAACAGUUGGUUCUCAAAGUUGAUGUGUUGGAAGCAGGAAAAAUGGGAAAGUAAGGAUCUGAGCGACUUUGACAAGGGGCAAAUUGUGGUUGGUAAACGACUGGGUCAGAGCAUCUCCAAAAUGGCUAUGCAAUGGUUAGUACCUACCAAAAGUGGUUCCAAGAAGGACAACCUGUGAACCAGUGACAGGGUCAUGGGCACCCAAGGCUCAUUGAUGUAUGUUGAGAGUGAAGGCUAGCCAAUCUGGUCCAAUCUCACAGCACAAAUUGCUGAAAAAAGUUAAUGCUGGCUAUGAUAGAAAGUUGUCAGAACACCGCAGCUUUCGUUGUAUGGGGCUGUGUAGCAUCUGUGGAAUGUGCUGGACAAACAAGUCCGAUCCACGGAGGCCCCACCUCUUAACUUACAUGACAUGAAGGACCUGCUGCUAACGUCUUGGUGCCAGAUACCACAGCAAGACCUCAGAGGUCUUGUGGAGUCCAUUCCUUGACAGGAUAGAGCUGUUUUGGUGGCACAGGGGAGAUCUACACAAUAUUAGGGAGGUGGUUUUAAUGUUAUGGGUGAUCGGUGUAUAUGCUCAGUCAUUUAAAGAACACACAGAACACACGGUGUAUAAGAAAUACAAAUUUAUUUCUCUGUUUACAAUGAGUAGAAAGCAGCCAGUCAUCCAUUCACUUUUUAAAAGUUUUUUGCAAAAACUAUAUUUUAUAAAUUAAUACUAGGCAAAAUGGAAGGCGUAUGUAAUAAUUAAAAAAAAAAAAGUAAUAGUGAUAAACACAUACUGGGAAAAACUGAGAGUAGAAUAUUUGGAGUUAUCAAGUUAACUUAUCUGCAUGAAACAACAUUGUAUUGAUGUAAUUAAUGCUACAGGUUCACAGAUUAAGCAAAUGUCCUGCAUUUUGAAAGCAAAAAACAAA
Ictalurus punctatus (channel catfish) is the source of this 3697-nucleotide messenger RNA. RefSeq names its product aryl-hydrocarbon-interacting protein-like 1. NCBI's taxonomy places the organism in Eukaryota, Metazoa, Chordata, Actinopteri, Siluriformes, Ictaluridae. Gene Ontology annotation, molecular function: peptidyl-prolyl cis-trans isomerase activity; protein binding. The coding region runs from base 299 to 2233 and encodes 644 amino acids. The record is from RefSeq and is a predicted model, not a curated record. The transcript is spliced from 8 exons.